This is a messenger RNA of Pocillopora meandrina, 16156 nucleotides long. The record is from the annotation of a GenBank genome assembly. NCBI's taxonomy places the organism in Eukaryota, Metazoa, Cnidaria, Anthozoa, Scleractinia, Pocilloporidae.
UUUGUAGCAGAAUGUCGUCGGCCGGUACUUUUUGCCAUCAACCCAAAUCAGCUUAAUGCCUCUACAUCUCUAAAUGGCUUCCCAGCAAACGAAGGUUUGAUAACCGAAUAUGAUUUUGGCGCCUGGUGUGCCGCUUUGAAGGACCAAGAACAAUGGUUGGAAGUGGAUCUUCAGGAAAACAAAGAUGUCAUGGCUCUUGGUUUACAAGGCAGAUAUGGACACUCGUGGGUUGAAAUGUUUUACGUUCAGUAUAGCAAUGAUAGGAACAAAUGGUACUGCUAUGGGUCGGAAAAUGGUCAUAAGGUAAAAACUGAGUAUUGUUGUUGAGGUACCCACCGUGUAAAUUUCCCCGCCGUUAGGGACCAAAUAAGCCGUUAAGACAGCUUUCCAAUCAAUGGCAUGUCACUUCGCCAGCUAUCAUAAAAAAUUGCCAUUUGAUAUGCAAAUCCCUGGGGACCUGACGUUAAGCUGGUGACCAAAAAUGUUGGUUAGACGGUUUUCCAAUCAAUCAAAGUAAAGGGAAUGUGACUCUGCUCAUCAUCAUGAAAUAAAAGCCCAUGCAACAUAUGUAGCGUAUUUACAUGAAUUAUGCUCUACAAAAGCAAAGCUAUUGCAUUUUAAUUUGCAGAUAUUUCAAGGAAAUGAGAACAGUGAAACUGUGAAAAUUUUUGUUCUUCACUUGGAUUCGAUUUUUGCACGCUACAUUCGGAUUAAUCCACGUACCUGGAACAACAGCAUUUGUCUACGAACUGAGAUCUACGGAUGCCCAUACAACCCAGAAAAAGGUAAGAAGCCAACUGUAUGAUUGACUUGGUCAUAAGGUAACGUAAAAAAACAAAAACAUGCGUCAUCAACCAGAAGAAUUGAUAAUUUCUAAAAUUUUGUUUAAACGAAAUAAGACACAAUAAUCAUCAAUUUUUGUUUUCCUUUUAGUUUGUUUGUUUGCUGAUUUUUUUAAAUCUUACUUUAGCAGAAAUUGUGCUGGCCUUCAGAUACAACGAGUUAUGCGUUAGACAGUCAUCAAGAAUGUCACGGUUAACUGCCAAAAACGUUGAAAGUCUUACGCGAUUUAAACUAAAACUAAUUACCCUAGCUCCUCAAAUGUCUUACAUCCCUCCUCUCCAGGACUAUUUCAAAGUUAGAUAAUCGAGUCGCUCAAUUUAAAAUUCAAAUUAAAAUAAUGUUACAGACUACGACACUCGUCGGCCUAUGUAUCAGGCCUGUGGACUGGAUCAUCCCACAUCUCCACCAACGACAACACCUCCUCCUCAUACUGCUUCUGCUGAGCAGAUAAUAGGAGGUAUGAAAAUAACGAUGAUGAUAAUUAAGACAAAAACAUGAUGACAGGUCAAGAAUAGACUUGUAUGAUGGAGCCUAUUAAAUACGUGUUUUCUUUCUCUCUCUCUCGCUUUCUUUUUUUUUUUUUUACGUGGCUUUGGACGCCAUGAGACACUGUACCAGUCCUUGUUAAAUUUUUCACUAAAAGACCUGUUUAAGAUUGGUUUUGAUGCGCACUGAUAUAGGCAUACGUCACACAUCUGAAACGUGGUGAGUUUAAGUAAAUUUAUCGCUAGGAGCAUGUCAAUAGCUCCCUUAAAAAUCAGAUGCAUACUGCAGCUGAAAAGAACUUUUGUGUUAAAUAAAUCAUUCAUUGCAAGAAUAAUCAGCAAAUCGUUACACUGAGGCAAUCGGACUAACGAAGCAGUCACUACCAACGAUAAAUAUGAGUAACUACAAUUGGGACUUCUUUUGGAGUGUUCGUUUCUUUCCUCAUCCUAAGAGAAAGAGGCCUUAGGCAAGGGCGACAACAUGCAAAAGGAGUCUCUUGAACAGCCGACAUAUCGCUUCCUGUAUUUAAAGCAAAAAUAUAACGAGCCCUCGUCUGAUUAUAAUGCAUGGCAGGAUUAUAAUGUAUGUACAUAGGAUGCCUAUGUACAUUGUCAACGCAGGGUUAUUUCUCCUCCAGAUACUCCGGGUAUUUUCGAAAAUGUAUAUAUUUUAAAAAUAGAUAGCUUGAGAGGGAUUAGACGUUUAUUGGGAUUUGAUCCUGGCGUGACCGUUUUUUUGCCUGACACUGUUUUGUUUUCUCCUCAUAGACAUACCAAUAUCGCAGUUUAGCAUUAUCCUUCAGGAUGGUCCCAUAGUCAAGACGUCGAAAUUAUUCCCUGUUCGUGUCGGACCACAUGAUGGUACAAAAGUCCAAUAUCGAUGGGAACUUGAAGACGAAGAACUGGUCAAAACUCAGAAGGUUUUUUUCCAUGUUUACAAUCACCCUGGCGCUUAUACCAUACACGUUACAGCAUAUAACAGAAAUAACACGGUUAAUAGCAGCACCAUUGUUAUUGUGCAAGAUGAAAUUAAAGGCUUAAAGUGCGUCCAAAGCUCUAUCGCAGUCGUUCCGAUGGAAGAGACAGUAAUUGAAUGGGUUAUUUUUAAAGGUAAUAUAAUUUUUUUGGGAGUGUGUGUUUGCGUUCAAGUAUAAAUUACGCAGAAUUACUCCUUCAUUUUUUUGCUCUUUUUGUUUGUUUUAUUUUUUUUGUUGUCAUGAUAGAAAUAGAAGAUGAGGAAAAUCUGUUUGUAUACUGGCAAUGUAAAUGUUAACUGACGCUCUGUGUUAUCGUCAAUUGUGACAUCAAGGAAAAAAGUGGGAAGAGUAUUUGCAUUACAUUGAGCAAUACUAGAACUGAUCUCUGACUUGCAGGUACAAAUGUGACUUUCACAAUUUCUCCUGGCGAUGGCAGCGGUGAACACAUUCUACAAACAUUCACCGAUGGUUUUUUCAAAAACUCAUUUUCUCAUCAUUAUGCACGUACUGGUGUCUACAGUGUCUCCAUUGGGGCUAAAAACGAUGUCGAAGCUACUCCGAAAACUGUGGAAUGCACCGUCUCCGUAGAAAAUCCGAUUGUUAAUCUGACUUUGGAAAUACCAACAACUCGAAUAAAAACUGGCUCUCAAGACGUAUAUAUUGCAGUCGGUGAAAACGUUACGAUAAUAGGUAGUCUAACUAGAGGGACUAGCGUCUUCUGCGACUUUAACUUUGGUGAAGAAGUCUUAACCGGAGAAGUUGACUCCCUCACUAAGACCUAUACAUAUAGAAAACCAGGAAUCUUCACUGCAAGUCUCAAUUGCACGAACAGAGUUAGUAGUAUGUACAAAGAGUCUUUAAAGAGGACCAUUGUUCAAAAGGAUGAACCGAUUGAUGACCUUCAGGUAAUGGUCCCUGUCACGGUCAAAGGGCAAAAGUCUGUGAUUUCACUUUUGAUGGCUUCCGGAACGGCUUUUGUUUGUAACUGGACCCUCGGUGACAACACAACUUUCCAGACAGAUGUAUCGGACAUAGGUAAACAAGUCAUACAUCAAUAUGCUAAAGAUGGACCUUUUGACGUAAUGGUUAGUUGCAAAAAUCGACACGGCAUUGUUAGAACCCACAAUGUUGCCUGGGUGCAAAUACCUAUCGCUAAUUUAACUUGUAAUUCAUUAAACCGCUACAUAAUGGUAUCACAAGAGACUCUUUUUAACAUUUCUGUGCAAUCAGGUUCUCAAGUGAUCGUCGUAGCAGAAUUUGAAAAUGAUCAAAGACAAAGUGUUGUUUUUAAGGAGAGUUUUCUAAACUGGAAAUCAUUUAUUUUGAAACAUCCCUUCUUAUUUUAUGGGUCGUAUUCUGUUACGGUAAAGGCGUCAAACCUCCUCGGAAGCCUCACCACCAAUUGCACACCCAUCGUUGUUGUGCAGAAUCCUCUGGUUAACAUAACGUUAACACCUGACAAGACGAUUAUUCAAGUAUCAGAACCUGUUACUUUUCAGCUUAAGACAACAGUUUCGGAAAAUUUUCUGCCCAACGAUGCAGCCUGUUCGUGGCUAUUUGGCAAUAAUUCGUAUAAAAAUGGCAUACCUUUGAUAUUUACGGAAGGAGAACACAGUCUACUUCAUAGAUAUUCAUCCCCAGGGGAGUUCAUAACUAAAGUCUCUUGUUCAAAUGAAAUCAGCAGAAUCGAGCUCAACACGAAGGUCACGGUUCUCAAAUUGAUCGAGCCGUCCAUGACAAUUUGCCUAGACUGUAACCCCUCUCCAGACCUGACGAGGAUUCCAUCCAAGGCAUAUUUCGCUCUUGGCGACACAGUGACAUUGUUAGUGUCAUCUCAAAGCUUUGAUAGGGCGUAUCACUGGAGAAUCACAGAAUAUGGUGAUCUUGCGACAACCGAACAUCGUUUUCUUAAAGUAGUUUUGAACAAAACUGGAACAUUUACGGCAGGUGUCCUUGUAGAUAAAUUGGUCGCCACAAUGGCAGCAUCAGUUGAAUUCACUGUGCAAGAAAAGAUUGACGGCAUACUACUCCGGUCUAGUGGUUUCACGUGGCUGAGGAGUGCCACUCGUUUUGAAUUCGCCUUGCCAAAAUUUGAUCACGGAAGCUGCUUUAAUUUCACCUUGAACGACUCAUUAAACUCAGAGAAAUCCCAGUGCUCAUUAGAGAGAACAAGAAAUUACCUUUUUUCGUUCAACCACACCUAUCUUUAUGAGGGCAAUUAUACGGUUUGUGUCAUUGUUUUUAACAAAGUAUCAGAGGAAAAACGUUGCUUGAAGGUUGAAGUCUCUAAACCAGUUUGUGAAAUAGGAAACGUUUCGAUAUCGGAGGUAAGGAACGAAGAAACUAAUGCAUAUAAAAAUAGUUUGAAAGUUUUGAAAUACAGAAGAUCUGAUAGCUUUGAGCUCAGAGGGCUUUUUAUCAACCGCUGCUUUCUACCAACUUCAAAGGAUAUCAAGCUGCUAUGGGUAAUAAAGCAAACGACAACGAAAAGCGUUGAGGGAGAAGAUACUGGUUCUGUAAUAAAAAUAAGUCCUCGUUCUUUGCAAUACGGCAGUUAUGAGUUUGAAUUUGUAGUUGAGCUUGCAAGUGUCGACGUAAUUAAUCUCUACGGGAAAGUGGCAGGAAACUCCUCGCUCAAUGUGGAAAUCGUUCGUUCACCGUUGGUUGGCAAAAUAAGCGGAGAAAAGAAACUAAAUCUGAGCACGGCAGACACCCUAACGUUGGAUGCAUCAUUUCAUGACCCUGAUCUACCACCAUGGAUGGACCAGCAGGGUAUGGUCUUUAAUUGGUAUUGCAAGACACCGGUAGGUCCGCUUGCUCAGGCUGAACAGUUUGUUCACUGCUAUGAUGAUGCGUUGAGGCCAGAAAACUUCAUAAAAAUUCUUUCUUACCCGGUUUUCACCACAAGAUUGAACAGAUACAUUGAAAAUAAAUACUACAUAUUCACGGUUGUAGUUACCAAGGAUGAUCUCCAACCUUUGACAGACAAUGUCACAGUGUUUGUUUCCCCUCCACCUCCCCCACCUCCUCCCCCGCCGCCAACAAUGGAAAUAAGGUACAUUGUAGAUAAAUUUAAACUUAUAGUCACAUAAAAGCUUCAAAAUAUGUAUUUUAAAGCUUAGGAAACUGGCCCAAGCAAAUGAAAUCUAUAGUUUCACCUAGAUUUUGUACACAUGCUUUUUUGUUUUUUUUUUUAUAUUGAGAAUGAGCCAUGAAACCUUAAAAAUAUCCUUAGAUAGUAUGUUUUAAGUAUGAAAACCGUAUGCUUUCCCAUCAACUAUGUUUUAACUAUUGUAUUGUUUUUCCUUAAAUUUAUCAGGUGCUUUUAUAGUGUUUGUCCUCAUAAAGUUUCACCUUCAGUGAAUCUCAGACUUCAAGCUGUUUGUGUAUACGGAUGUGGAAUUUCCAAUCUCUUUUAUCAAUGGCAGUUUUUCACUAAAAAUGAAACUGAAUGGAGCUUGUUGGAGUUUCCAAGCGAGUUAAAAGGGGAAAGCGAUAAAAACGACUUUACUGUUCCCUCGUACAUUCUCGAAAAUAUUCUGGGGCAGGGAGGCGAGGGUCUUGCUCAGGUUGAAGUGUGGAGGGAAGGCAGUAAAAAAGGUUUCACAAACAAGACUAUAACAGUUAAUGAGCCACCAAUACCAGGAAACUGUUCAUGUAUUCCGUCGCUUGGCGAGGGCUACAAAACAAACUUUCAGGUCAUAUGUGACGGCUGGGUUGAUCCAGACAAACCACUACGAUAUAGCUUUAGUUAUGGCGAGGGUGAUAACUCCCGGCCGGUUUUGACCUCAACAGAAAAGCCUAGCUCCUCAAAGCCUUUCAAGAUUUAUAAACAGCCUACGAAUGGCGAUACUUCAAUUUCGGUAAAAAUUACAAUAUCGGUUGAAGAUUCACUCGGAAUGAAGUCUGCCAUGUCUAUCUUCGCAAAGGUACGACUGUGCAAUUUAUAAGUUGAGUAAUUUCUAUCCCUGUGGUAAAUUCUGUUUUUUUUUCUUUUUUGAUUACCAUACUGAACCCAACGAAUGAAGAAAAUUGAAUUAGAGGCAAAACUUAUGUAGUUAAUCAAUUUUAAUAUAUGGCGCGGUCACUAGUCACGGGGUAUAUCCUAUCUGAUUGGUUAAUUGCGAUUGUGCACACGACGUUUUUCAUAUCUGCAUCAAGCGCAUCCUUCGGAAUACUUUUUAUAAUGUGGAUUCGAGUUUAGAUGAAUGAUCCGUAAUCUCUUCAAACUAGAUAGCAUGUUUACAGGCGUUUUCACUAUAAAUACGAUGAUACGGCAAACUUGCUUUCGUGCUUAGAUAAUACUUGCCUUCUAUCAUAUUUCCAAGAAAUAUUUUAUGCUUUUAUUUAUUCGUUCAUGUAACUUUGCAUUUAGGUAAAAAAGGUAGAGAAGGCACCAGUAGAUCUUGGCAAUAUAAUGAAGAAUAUAGACUCUGAAAGCACCCCUAUAAAUAACGAAGAGCAAGCUGGAGAGGAAUUACAAGUCUUGGGCGACGCUCUUGCGCAGCUCCAGCUCUCCAAUCAGCAGAGUUCUGUUUCUAAGUCCGAGGCGUCAAAUACAAUCACAACAAGAAGACCAAUAGUCAAUCAAAAUGUGAACAAGGAAGAAGGAGAGCAGACUAACCAAGGAAGAGAAAAUGGAGACCCAUCUCAGGAGGUGAUACCCACCACUCCUCGACCAACAAUGUCACCAGAGCAGAUACAAUACGCCACAGUAAGUUAUACUGAAUAUGUCUUCUGUAUGCUGAUCAACAGCUAGUGCUCGCUGACGAUUGGUUUUUUUUAAAUUUUUUUUUUCAUGAAUGGGGAGUUGCACAGGCAUAACAGUUAAUCUGCAAGAAAUGUGCAGGCCAGAUCUCAAUAUUUGUGCGAUGAUCUCAGAAAAGACACUCUCAUACUCCCCUAGGGCCUUUGUUAACCUAAGAACAUUUGAGAUCGAACAGCGUCUAUUUUAAAAUCUGAGCCUCCGUAGAUUUGCAAGGUCUUUUUCGAAAUAUUCAUUUAUUUUGAUGAUAUUUACUGUAAUAUUUGACUAAUCCAGUGUACAUUUUAUUAUUUAUAAAAUUUUGAUUUAAUAUCUUUAUUCCAGAUCAUUGAGAAGAGUAUAUCGAGGCUAUACCUUGUAGCGAGCAUUGUAGCCAAAAGUAAUAAAACGACUGUGAAUGAGUUUCUUGUCAUCAGCGACACCCUUGAGACAGCCACUGCUAAUUCAGAUAUGCUGACGUUAACUGCACGGGUAAAAGACAAGUUUAGCUUUUAGUUAUCGAGAUAUCUAAUAGUUUACUUCAAUGUUACUUUUGAGACUUGAAGGUUUUGUUCAUACGUGAAAGUGAUCUUUUAUUUAUUUAUGCAUGUGUGUAUAUAUAUAUAUAUAUAUAAGCAACAUUAUCCCAUUUUAUCCAGACAUAAGCCGAAAAGCCAUAUGAAUCAUUACCACCAAACAAAGCGCCUUGAAUAGUUUAAUGAAAGUUGGGGUAAUCAGUACAGUUUCUUUUGAAUUAUCUUCCCCCAUUAGUUAAUUGGGGCAAGCUGAUAUAAUUAAUUCAUUGGGAUGUUAACAUAACUGCAGAUGUAAAAUUUUGGGUGCUGUUCCGGGCGAUUGACCAGAGAUGGGUAUUGACCUUAAAAAAGUCGAUCAUUUACAGUGUUUGACAUUUUUGAGAAUUAACUUUCUAUUUACCUUGACGAAAGGCAGCCUCCAUUGACCUUAACGACAGGCAGCCUCGCUGCUUUCCUAUUCCCCCCAUCACAAAGGCGGAGAUCGUGUACUUUUUAUAAAAUAAAUUUAGGCCUGUUUUUGUUACUUUAGCAGGUAGAUGGUGUUAAUGAUUAUUAUUCGCUAUCUUAGGACGAAAGCGCGAGAAUGUUGAGCGAGAUAACAGAAGCUGUUUUAAAUAGACCUGAUGCACCACUGUCUUUUCUCGAGAGGAUGGCAGGUGCGAUUUUAAGGAGUGCGGUGAACAUGCUUAAUAGCUUAGCAAAUGGUCUUUCCAUAAGUCGUGAUGGCACAGUACAUGAUUGUGAUGACUUAGUAAAGGUAGGUAAAGUUUACAAACUAAAUAUAUGAGGGUGGAGCCUAACAUAUUUAAAUUAAUUUUUGCAGGUUUCUAAUUUGAAAUAAGCAUUUCUCAAAUUCUAUAUGUUUAGAUCAUAGACGUUUCCAAUAAUAAUUACAAAAAACAUGAGGGUGGGUUACAGAAUCUGUUAGAUAUCCAGCAUAAUAUGAAGCUUCUAAAAUAAUUUAUCCUUUGCUCUUCACAUUCAGUCUAGACUUAAUUGAAAUAAUUUUAUAAUUUUUGCAGCGACGAUUGAGGCUGUUGGUACCUUAUUCUUGAUAUUUUUUGUGUGUUUUUUUUUGUUUUCUUUUUGUUGCAAUCAGUUUGAUUUCUUUCUUGACUUGCUCUCUGCUUACAGCAAUGCUUUAUAAAGUGUUUGAAUUAGAUAUGUUUUUAUCUAAAUACUGUUUUCUCUAUGAAGGAAAGGAGCAGAAAUGCUACCAAAGAAAUCCUGAAAGCGAUAAACAACAUGUGCGAAGCCAUCUUGAAGAGAAAAACUCCUGGUGACGGAUACACUGUGAUAAACACCACGGCGAUAGAAGCGAAACUCCAAAAGACCCUAGUGAAUUUGAUCAAUGAUCUUAAGAUCGUUCAGGAUCUUGGGAUGUUCACACUACCAAAAGAUGAAUUGUUUCCAGAUACGAAUCAUACCAGUGGGAACACAUUAGGUCUUCAGGUAUGCUAUGUAACCAGGCCAUGUACGAAAUUUUUUUUAAAUUAAUAUCUAGAACGAUAUCAACCAAACACUAGUACGCUCAGGAUAAUAUGUAGUGUGGUACUGCGAUACACAGAAAAAAAAAGUUAUUCUCGCUCUCUUUCGAUUCCAAUGCUAUAUCCAUCAUUAUGCCUAAAUUUCUGAAGUAUUAUUUAUUUGUUCAUUUAUCUUAACUGUGACGAAUUCUAAUUCAAACCGUCUGCUAUUACCGCGGAUCAGUUGAGUUACAUCGGGGAAGCUGGAUCGAGAGAUAAUCAAAAUAGGCGCUAGUUACCUUCCAGUCUGAUUUCUCAAAGUGUGCUCCCAGUUAAUUUUGAAUAAACUCUAAGAUUACCUUCUUUUGAGGAGGUAUUGCUAGCGUACAAUCAAAAUUGUAUGGGUUCACAGAUUUCGAAAUCAGGCUGAUGAGAUUAACUUCAUAAGAGCGAAAUUCACAAACACGUUGAUUUGAAUACUAGAAAAUCUGGCUUUGGUAACUGAGUUGAUAAUGUAAAUUGACUGUCGUAAAUAGUUUCUCUCCUUGUUUAUUUGCCUACAGAUGGUUUCUUUCGUGGAUAAUCCUUACAAAACUUGCGACAACGAUAAUAUCACUUCGUCAGUGGUCGCUUUAGAACUGAAAGAAUCUAAUGGUAGUAACAUGUUAAUCAGCGGUCUAGAGAAUGAAAUCGAUAUUCGAAUUCAUCACAAAUGGCGUGGCUUUGAUAGCGAUCGAGAAACCUUUGAUCUUCAAUUGGACGAGGAUUCUUCUCAUUACCACACUUUCAACUACAGCUUUCCCCUUGUUGCGGUAGCGGUAGAGUUUUUGUCCAACAGUGAAAAUGUGUCUCGUUGGGAAAUCAUGAUAGCUCCUGGUAGAAGACCAACGGCUGAGAUUAAUCUGGUUUCGUGGUCUCUUAGAGAUAAGGGAAGACAUUUUUUCCUAUUGGAGGCUAGUUCCUUCACAGAGAUGGGGAAGUAUUUCGUUAGAGUGAAAGCAACGCCUAAAACACCAAUAUCUCCCGCAGAAAAGAAUGUCAGUGUCAAUGUCUCGUACAGUCUUAAGAUAUCUGUCCUAAAAUGCCUUUACUGGGAUAAAAAUAUACAAGGCUGGAGUCAUGAUGGAUGUAGGGUGAGUGUAAUUUACUGAUCAAAAAGUCAGUUUUUGUUUGAAAAACUUUGUCUGCUCAAUUAUAAAAAAAUUUUCUUUAUGAUAUUUAUGGGUGCUCUAACUGAUAAGUGCAAUAACCCCGCCCUCCCUCGUAAGAAUAAGGAAACCUUUGGUCUCUGUGGUAUUAACAUUUUACAGCAUAUCUUACACUUUGCGUUAUUUCUAGACGUCUUUCGAGUGCUGUAAAAUAAUGAUUAUUAGAGGAGUAAUAAAAAAAAACUUAUAGCUUUCCUCCAGUCUCGUUGAAAAAGAAAAAAAAACGCGGUUGUUUUACCUUUUAGGUUGGGCCCAAGACCACGUCAAGGGAAAUUCAAUGCCUUUGUAACCAUCUCACGUCGUUUGCAGCUCAAGUGGUAGUUGAACCAAAUGUUAUUGAAUUUGAAAAAGCCUUAAAAGGAUUUGUUGAACUCACUGAGAACCAUUUGGUUUUCAGUAUGGUUCUCUCUAUCUUGGGCGUCUAUGUUAUCCUGUUGAUUUGGGCAAGAAGACUCGAUAUUCGGAAUGCAAAGAAGGUACAUGGAAAUUUUAGCUUCCUUAUCCUCAUUAUUUAGAGUGGUUCCCAUCUAACUCUUUAAGCUAUUCCUACCCAAUUUUAUUCUUUUUGUUUCUCUUUUCCUUUGCGUCACUUUAUCUUUUGUGAAUUUUUGUGACCAAUAACCUUCCCCAUCUAGAACUCUCAGGUAAAAGAGAAUUCAAUAAGAUAAAUUCAUUAAAUGGCCGUUACUUAAGGCAAUCCUUUGAAUGAACUGAUUGAAGUCAAGUGUCCUCUUUUUAUUUUAUUGUUUUUGCUUGCAUUUGAUUUGUUGGCUGGAUAUUCUGAUGUUUAUGAACUUCCAAAUUCGUUGGUAGAUGUUAUGUGAUGCCAUGUUAUUUUAUUUCAGGCGGAGACUAUUCCUUUGGCAGAUAACGACCCAUCAGAUCGCUAUAAAUACGAGAUUUUAGUUUUAACAGGUAUGAAGAAGGAAGCCGGUACCACAGCCGACGUCUUUUGCAAUUUAAUUGGACUUGACGCUGAGAGCGGUCCGCGCCAACUUAAAGAUUCUAACCAGGCACGUUUCCAACGAUCAGGAAUGGAUUCUUUUUUUCUCACCUCUUCUGAACAUUUGGGAGACCUAAUUAAAUUGAAGAUUUGGCACAAUAAUUUAGGAUGCAGCCCAUCUUGGUAUCUAAAGCAAAUAGUUGUACGUGAUCUGAAGAGCGAUGGUGUGUUUGUGUUCAUUUGCAAUCGGUGGCUCGCCGUCGAAUUUGACGAUGGAGAAGUCCUGCGGACUUUGCCAUCUGCAAAGCAAGAUGAACUUAAAUCUUUUAAUCAUCUAUUCUAUAAUGUUACACAAAGGGAUAUCACAGAUAACCACUUGUGGUUUUCGGUGUUUAUGAGACCAAAUUUGAGCACCUUCACGACUGUUCAGCGCCUAUCAUGUUGUUUGGCUCUUCUCUACUGCACCAUGCUUGCCAAUGCUAUGUUUUAUCAGCUCGGUGAGGAGUCAAACCAAUCAGUAACGCUUCAGUUAGGACCUAUCACCCUCUCCGUGCAACAACUUUACAUCGGCAUGAUUAGCAGCCUAAUAGUUUUUCCGAUAAACAUUGUUAUUGCCAGCAUCUUUAGAAGCAUAGAGCCAGCAGUUUUUAAAGGAAAGAAGGGAAUGGCAUCACAAGGAAAAAAUACUAAAAGAAAAAAACGUGCACAACGAUAUCAGGGUAAUUUUAAAGACAUAGUUGAAUGGUAUCGAAGCCAGGAUACAGAAGAAGAAGUGAACGGUGAAGGCUCCGAAUCAAUUACUGUGGGAUUGCCACCCGUCGAGACGGUUGAUAUCGGGGAAAAGACUGCAGCCUGGUUGAAUAGGAACGUUAACAGUUGUGACAGUCAUAGCUCUCUUGCUGAACUGGAGGAAGCCGAUUGGCUAGAGAAUGAUGUGAGUUUUGAAGCAUCCGAGGACUGCAAUUUUCAGGUACAGUUCAAUGAGAAGACCGGAGGAUCACUCAAAAGAAAGAAGUCCCGUAAACUGCCUCACUGGUGUGUAUACAUUGCCUGGUUUGGAGUUUUCGCCGUAUCAUUUGUGUCUUCUUUCUUCGUUGUUUUGUAUGGUUUUCAGUUUGGCCGAGAAAAAUCAGCUCAGUGGCUUGCUUCCCUUCUGGUUUCUCUAGUCCAGGACAUCUUCAUAAGCCAGCCGAUCAAAGUUUUAUUCGUCGCUUUGAUUAUUGCUCUUCUGAUAAAAAAGCCCAUAGAGACAACUGAGAAAUAUAGACAAGAUGGUGAGGACACAGACGAGGACGAAGAAGAACUGGGUAUUAGUAACUUCGAGGAAGGACCGCCUGAGUAUAGAAAGUUUAUGUUCAAUAGAUACGAUCAGCAAAGUUCCAUAUCUUUGGAACCUCCGAACGUUGAUGAGCUCAACAAUGCUAGAGAAAAGAAGAAAAGAGAAAUACGAAUGUUUCAGAUACUGCGGGAAAUAAUUCUCUAUGUCCUCUUUUUGCUUGCCUUGUUUUCGAUAAGCUUCGGUCAACGUGAUCCGAAAGCUUAUCUUAUUGCCAAGCUAAUUGAGGAUACAUAUCUAGGAGGAGUUUAUACGGGCCAGCAACUGUAUGAGGUAAGAUGGAGGCUGGGUGGAAAAAUUUAUUGGCAUUGUUAUUUAAUCUUAGGAUCAUAUUAUCGACUCUAUGAGCAUGUGCAUGCAUUUUAUUCAUAGAGAUUUAAGGACGGCUUAAGAGGGGUUGGCUUGCUCUGAACGCAGCCCGGAAUUCAGAUAAUCUGUCGAGAAAGCUGUUUUAGUCUAAGCGUGCAGGCUUACUAAGGUUUCGUGGGAUGCGGUCGUGUGCGACUGUGUCCCUCCAUUGGUAGCUAUCGGCAUUUGCUGGGACCUGUUACAGACCCCUUAAAAAUGUUAAGCUUGCCUCUCAUCGAUGAAAAAUGACUAAAAAGAAAGGUGUUGUCAAUUGAUUCACCUUUAUCGUCUGUCAUAAAUGUUUUGAAACUGUGUAUUUUUAAUUGAGUGAGAUGAAGAGAGAUAUAGGAUGGGUGUUUUGCAAUUUGGUCCCCAAAUACUUAAAAAAAAUUCUGGAUCAGUGUACAUGCUUAUGUUAGCUUUUUUCACGAUUUUCAACCUUGUGAACAAUGAGAUGCAUAUGUAACGCAGAUGGAGCAUUACUCAAAGGUAACGAGUUCCAUCGAGGAAACUGAUGUACCAUUCCUGUUUCAGACCGAUGGAAUUGAUAACUAUUGGACAUGGCUAGAAGGGACAGUCCUACCAAGUAUUUCUUCAUCAAACAGAGACUGGGCAGCAGGCUGCCAUCCUUUACAGGAGUAUACAAUCGACUGCAAUUCGCGCCUAGUUGGCGGAGCAAGAGUUCGACAGCUCAGAAUUUCUCCAGGUAUUUUUAUGACUGACGCAACAUCACAGAGUCAAAAUACAAGUGUUCGUAGAACAUGUAGAUAUAUGUUAGUGGCUUGGGAUGGCAACAUACAAAAUUACGCGGAGAGAGGCAACUUAAAUAUGUGAUAUAAACUCGGCGCAUUUUAUUUUAUACAUCUGAGGCCAUCCUAAGUUUUAAUUUUUAAUUUUUUUCCAGGAAGCUGUCAAGUACCCGGACCUUUGAGAGGGAAAAUUUCUACUUGCAAUGAAUUUUAUUCUCUCUUCAAGGAAGACGAAGACAACUACUUACCUGGUUGGCAAAUAGCAAAUGUAACGGCUGAAGCGAACACGACGUCUAAUGCGACUAUAUCACCAUGGACAUACCAGACAAGCAAUGAGCUUGGAAGUAUACCCUUUCUGGGACUUGUAGGCACAUACAGUGGCGGAGGUUAUGCGUUUGAUCUAUCGUCUGCUAACGCAACAGAGGCUUACUUAAAUUAUCUAAAACAAAACUCGUGGAUUGAUUACAGAACCCGUGCUGUCUUUGUCGAAGUUGCUAUUUACAGUGCUCAAGUUAACCUGUUUGGUGUUGCGACCUUUCUAACUGAAUGGAUGCCAACCAAUGGCAUUGUGUUUUUCAAUAAUAUCAAAGUUGCACGCCUGUAUCAGCAUGGAAAUGACUUGCAGCUCGUAAUGCUUGUUUGUGAAAUUUUUCUCGCCGUUUUCGUUCUUGCGUUUAUGUAUAUCGAAUUGAAGAAAAUUUUUAGACUUCGAAGGAGCUACCUCAAAGAUCCUUGGAACUGGCUUGAAAUCGCGCAGAUAUUUCUCAUUUUGACUUGUGCUGGUGCCCUCUUGCAGAGAACAAAUUAUACAAACCAGGUGAUAGAGAGGAUGAACGCUGAACCUGACAAGUUUGUUAGCUUUAUACAGACAAUAACUUGGGAUGAGAUUUUUGGAUACUUAUUAGCGUUUCUGGUGUUCUUCGCUAACUUGAAACUCCUUAAACUUAUUAGAUUCAACCAUCGUAUUUACUUGUUUACAAAGACAAUCUCUAACGCCGCAGGACCGUUAAUGUCUUUUAUGAUCGUCUUCACCGUUUUCUAUAUUGCUUAUUGUGUGCUGUUUUACUCACUCUUUGGAAGUAUACUUCCUGAGUACAGCUCACUUCUGGUGACAAUUGAAACAUUAUUUAAUACCGUCAUGGGAGCCUUUGAUUUUGAGAUCAUUAGAGAGAACAAUCGGACUUUAGGACCAAUCAUUUUUUUUUCGUUUAUGAUGAUUAUGGUUAUGAUCUUACUCAACGUCUUCUUAACUAUACUGAUGGACUCUUUUGCCGAAGUCCAAGAAGAUGAGCUCCUAGUGUCAGAGGACGCUGUAGUGGUGGAUAUGAUGAUAAAACGCUUCAAAUGCUAUUUUUUGAGAACAGACAAAGUGGACAUCUCACCAGAGAAUGACGCUUUGUCAAGCACUAAUUUUGAAUCGGAAACCUGUAACAACUCGCAUUGCGACAGUGAUUCUAAGUGCGCAGAAAUUCAAGAAGAGAAGUACGAAGAUGAAUACUAUUUGGACAAAGCACACAGCGGUGGAGAUAGCGAACUUGACAUUCCACUGGGAGCUUUUCGGGCCGCAGAAGCUUCGUUUUCGUCGAUUGAGAAAACAGGUAAUGCAAGACAAGAAAACCUCAGUGAGCCAGAGCAUUCCUCCAGCUGGUCUUCAUUUACAUCUCUAGCCAAAGACCGGGUUGAAACGGAGACUGAUCCCUAUGUAACCUCACCUAGUCAGGAUGAAUCUGGAAAAAGUUUAGAAGAUGAUGACACCAGCGGUGUAUGUUCUGAAUCCUAUGGACAUCCGACGGAUUCAAGACGGUCAUCGAUGGCGUCCAAUAUGGAAGGAGAUGAGCUCGACGAGAAAUUUAAUGAGGAGCAUUCAUCAUCUAUGGAAUGUUCCCCACGAGGCAGCCAUCACUCUAAAUCCACAGAAAUGUUAACUGCUCCAAAAAGCAGGGGAAGCUCGAGCUCUGGGUAUUGUUCCUCUUUCGUGGCUACAGAAGAUUCUGACGGUAGAACUGAAGUAUCAGGAGAGUCUCAGUUAUCUCAUUAUUAUGACAUGAUUGAAAAAGCGCUUGAUAGCUCAAAUUAUGACCAGGAGUCACUGGUAGGAACCGAAGAGGGAGAUGUUUCUCAGGAAUCUGAAGUUUGCUAUUACUACAAGCUCUUAGAGGGCGCCACAAGAUACCAAGACAACAUAAACGGCGACGAGACAAAAGCUCUUGAAAAAUUUGAUUUUAGUGAUUAUCAAAUUUACAGGGACAAUUUUGAAGGCCACUCUACUCAAGAUUGCGUGAAGGAUACCGAUACUGACGUAGAGCCAAAACUUACUGAUCUUCUAGGAUUUUUCGCUAGUAUAGCAUUGAGUGACUUACUGGAGGACCAAAUAUAUGAAGAACUUCUUGUGGAAUACAUCGUUUCUCUUAAUGAAGUUUGGUUUGAACCAAAGCAUGAAACUUUUGAUCGACAACUUUUGAAACGCUUUGAUAAAAAGGCAAAGUGGAUGUAUACACGGCAUAUGUUCACUGAAACGUAA